This is a messenger RNA of Protopterus annectens (West African lungfish), 2002 nucleotides long. RefSeq names its product receptor accessory protein 6 (gene REEP6). The transcript has 6 exons. The record is from RefSeq and is a predicted model, not a curated record. Bases 275 to 826 code for a protein of 183 amino acids. NCBI's taxonomy places the organism in Eukaryota, Metazoa, Chordata, Ceratodontiformes, Protopteridae.
GUUUGCUAGUGUGACUUAACGGCUUACUGCCAUCCCCCUCCUUUUUUUCUGCAUUGGCCAGAACUGUUGUCAAUCACAACGGGGAGGCUCCGGCUGUGACGAAGUUGCAACUCGAGGCAAAGAAAAGACGAUUAAGGUGGUUUAAUUUUUCAAAUCCUCUGGGCAUUGUGACGAGCCUUGGCUAUUCCUCCAAGUGAGUGUCCGGAGUACAUCGUCCAGUACCUUAUAAGUUGUGUUUCGUUUUUGCUCUUAAUACAAAUCAUCCGAAACUAACAUGGGAUUUCUAACUUAUAUAAAGGACCGUGUCCAGAAGUUCCUCAAUGAAAAGAACUUUGUGACAGAUCUGCUAGCGAUGUUGGAGGAGAAAACCGGUAUAAAAAGUAACUAUAUCGUUACAGGUACCCUCUCGAUUUUUGGUCUUUAUGUGCUCUUUGGCUAUGGGGCAACACUUCUCUGCAGUUUGGUUGGCUUUGUGUACCCAGCAUAUUACUCGAUCAAAGCUAUUGAAUCCACGGACAAAGAAGAUGACACAAAGUGGCUAACAUACUGGGUGGUAUAUGGUGUCUUCAGUGUAGCAGAAUUCUUUUCUGACAUAUUUCUCUAUUGGUUCCCAUUUUAUUAUGUGGGGAAGUGUAUAUUCCUGCUUUGGUGUAUGGCACCAUUUUCUUGGAAUGGAUCACAAGUAAUCUAUACACGGAUUAUCCGCCCAUUGUUUUUGAAACACCAUACUGCUGUGGAUGAAAUUGUUAGUGACCUGAGUGGAAAAGCUAUAAAUGCUGCAGAAAACUUGACUAAGGAAGGUCCUACUUCAGUAGUUUCUAUGUGAAACCAGGAAACUGGAAAACAGAUGUUUACGCAACAACAACUGCAAAAGUUACAGUGAACCAUGCCCUUGAUGAAGGAAAAGAAGACUGAAGUUGUUGAAAAGUUAUACAAUAGAAUUUGAAACUUAUUUAUUAAACUAUUUCUACUUUAUAAUUUCAUGAUAUACCAAGGUCUAAUUGCAGUUUAACUAGAGCACUGUGUACAGAUUUGUCAUUGUCCUGGAUGGUGGAGAAAAGUCAACAGCACUUGAACCAGGCUCCUGAAUUUAUGUUGAAAACAUGCUUGCAGUUUAAAUAGCUUGAUGAGGCCACUACUUUUUCAUAUGUACAACACUUCAUCCCCCUUUUCUUUUGUAAUGCAGUGGUAUCAAGAGAUAUUUAAAAAAAUAUGUUUUGCUGUUUUUUUCACUAUUUAAUUCCUUUAUCAGUCAUUGAACUCUCCUCCGUCGUUGAUCCAUACUUCACAAACCCACAUGCAGCAGUGUUACAAGAAUGAUGAUUUCUUAAUCAUAUAAUAUUUACAUGCAUAACCCGGAGUGUUAAUCAGUAUUAUUGGUCAGUUUAUUUUCAUUUAUUUCCAAUGCAAGGAGGAGAGUGUCCAGUGUGGCUAUCAUAUUAAAGGUAUUGGGUCAUCGGCAACCCCCCCCCGGGGCAAUACUCAUUUAUUCUUUAAUUAGCUGAUUAAUACUUUAUAUUCUACAGGUCAAACCACCCCCCCCAAACAAUAACUUAAACAAAUGUCUGGAAGUAUAGGUGGGUCUGGGACACCCACCAUCUACUUUUUUGAGAAAGGCAAACUGUCAAGAACCACUUGAGUUGCCCAAUAUUUUCGGUUGGCCCUCUGGUUUUUGACUUGCUGUUUAAACUCCAGUCACCUAUGGCCUUAUUAGCUGUCUUGCCAGUGAGCUAGGCUUGGAAUACACAUUUUUGAAGAAUUGUAGCUGAAAUGAAAAGAUCUCUUGAUGAGUUUUAACCUAAUGGCUUUAUGGCAUCUGUGACAGUUUAUUGACAAGCCUUUAAAAGUUUGUAGUUACAUGGUGAUAGCUCUGUCCCAUGUUGCACAUCAAGUUAAAUUGUACUGGCUUUGUUGCAGUAGUCUGAGACAGAAGUGUGAAGUGCCACUGUGCUUUCCCAUUCUCCUCCAUUCAUUUGGUGCUUUAGAAUGCCAUUUCUGUAAA